UUGAAGUGCCGCACUCAGUUCAGAGAGCUGCAGAUUGCAGCUAAGAAAGAAACUGCAAAAGUUUACCUCCUCUAUCAGGCUACUGUCCAAAAAGGUAUAUGUUAUCAUAAAAAAUUUUAUCAAAUUUUGGUGGAUAUUUUAUGUUUAUUAUAUAUUUUUGUUUUUCAGAUGAUUAGUACAAAUAAAAUCACUUAAGUCUACAAUGGAAGAUUAUAACCAACUGAUGCAGCUGCAGCUUUCAUUCAGUGUGAAAGUUGCAUUCUGGCCACAGUGGCAGGAAGUAGCGGUAAUGUGUGAGUGAGGUGUGCCUGCUUAUGUGAAUGUGUGUUUUCUUUUUUGAAGAAGGCUUUGGCUGAAAGCUCAAUGUGCAACAGUCUUUUCGUUGUGCCUGUCUGCAACUCAAAUGUUGUCUUUAUGUGUACUGGCCUGAUGAAACAAAAAUGUCAUCCACUGAAGAAAAUAUAUUUGAUGAAACAUUUGACAUAAACUGCAUAGAUAACAACCAGAGAACAGAUUAUCUGUACAAAUGUAACACUUGUUGUAAGCUGUACAAAUCUCAAAGAAGUUUGGUGAGACAUAUCAGAUAUGAGUGUGGACAACCACCUCAAUUCCAUUGUCCUUACUGCACUGAAAAAAGUCAUCGCAAGUAUAAUUUAGAAGUCCACAUUAAACGUAAACAUAAGCAGUGUACUGGCGUGAUGAAACACAGAUGUCAUCUACUGAAGUAAUUGCAUUUGACCAAAGAUUUGGCAUAAACUCUAUAGAUAACAACCAGAGGACAGAUCUUUACAAAUGCCAUAUGUGUUGCAAAACCUACAAAUUGCAGAGUUCUUUGGUGAGGCAUAUUAAAUAUGAGUGUGGAAAACCACCUCAGUUUCACUGUCCUUACUGCACUGAAAAAAGUCAUCACAAAUAUAAUUUAGAAGUGCAUAUUAAACGGAAACAUAAACAGGUACAAGAGUCACUGAUUUACUUUUUCUUUAUUGCAGUUGUUAAUGCCUCAUGGACUGAAAAUGCCCUGCCAUCUCAGUUGAGAACUACAAAUCUUGGAGCAGCAGGGAUGCAGACCAUGUUACAUGACUUUGAUAGGAAUGAUAAGUUUCACAGAAUGGAGCCAUUUGUUUGCAGCACAUGUGGUAGACAGUACUCAAGAAAAGACUCACUACAGCGACAUGUUAAAUAUGAAUGUGGAGUAGAACCUCAGUUCUACUGUCCAUAUUGCCCUGAAAGGAGUCGUCAUAAAAGCAAUCUUCGUCGGCACAUAAUACUACGUCAUCACUCUAAUGUGCCAUGGUGUGACAUUGUUUAGGAUACUUUGCUUGAGAGGAUUCUGUUUUCCAAUCAUAUCCAUGUUUGUGUUAGACAAAUUAACUUAUGAAUGGUUAUUUGAAAAGUACACUUGAUUG
Messenger RNA from Schistocerca americana (American grasshopper), 1406 nucleotides. RefSeq names its product zinc finger protein 64-like. Gene Ontology annotation, biological process: regulation of transcription by RNA polymerase II. The record is from RefSeq and is a predicted model, not a curated record. Bases 710 to 1309 code for a protein of 199 amino acids. Gene Ontology annotation, cellular component: nucleus. The transcript has 4 exons. Gene Ontology annotation, molecular function: RNA polymerase II cis-regulatory region sequence-specific DNA binding; DNA-binding transcription activator activity, RNA polymerase II-specific. NCBI's taxonomy places the organism in Eukaryota, Metazoa, Arthropoda, Insecta, Orthoptera, Acrididae.